AUGGAAAUGUGUGGAUACGAUUUGCGAGAAGGCACGAAUAAGAAUGGAGUUUACGAAGACAAGGUUCGGUACGACUUGAAUGGAACUCAGAAAGUCACGAUUCUCACUGAUGAGUUUAACAAAAUCGUCAGGAGGCACAACAAAACAGAGCCGCUUUUCGCUUAUCUCUCAUUUCAUGCGGUUCAUACACCAAUUGUGAUCAACAAAAAGGAUAUUACCCAAAUCAAAGACACGUACCAGCGAACAAAUAAGAACUGCAACAAAAAGCGGACUCAAAUUCUCUCGAUGGGUACCGGAAUGGAUCGAGCUAUCGGGCGAAUAGUCGAAACACUGCAGCGAAACAACAUGUGGGAAAAUACUAUCAUCGUAUUCGCAAAUGACAACGGUGGCCGCGCCACGAUUUCUGACAAUUUUCCAUACAAACGAAACAAAUCUUCUACCCUUGAAGGCGGUAUCAGAGUUCCCGCAUUUAUCCAUUCCAAUCUUCUUCCUGAAAGUCGACGAGGAGAAAGAACAGACAAUCUGAUGGACAUGACUGACUGGCUUCCAACACUUUUAUCAAUGUCCCAAUGCAGAGCUCGGCCUUUUGCGGACAAGCCACUCGAUGGAAUUGACCAGUCGGCAAUGAUCGCGUCCGAGAUUGAAGAUGUUCCUACAACAGGCCCUCGCGAUGAAAUUCUGCAUCAUAUGGACUAUCUCAAGACAUUCUCGCAUCGAAAUCUCGAGGAUCCAAGAGAAUUUCUGACUCCCAUCCGAGAAGAACUAAAAGAAAAGGGCUUCAACAUCAAAUUUCACACUGGAAUUCGAUACAAGAAUUGGAAACUUCUGACCGGCUACGUUGUUUUCAGAGACUACAAACUCGAGAGACAUCAUCUUGAAAGCCAGACUGAAGGCUCGGGUGAUUCAGAUCCUACUCUUGAGCUUGGUAAACUUGUGGCUCUGUUUGACAUAGUAGAGGAUUACAGAGAAAAAACGGACAUAUCCGAGCAAAACCCUGAAAUCGUGAAGCUUUUACUUGACAAGCUCGCUGACUACUACCAGAGCUCGGUUGAUAUCAGAUUUCCAAAGCUAAUGCCAGAAGCUGACCCGAAAAAUUUCAACGACACUUGGACGCCUUGGAUUAAAACAGCAGAAGAACAUGGCUUUAAUCACCCUCUUCAAAUCCAGUUCUACAACUUAGAGAUCGAUCGGCUUUUCUACUCCGUCGACAUGCACCUUGUUGAAAAUUCCGAAUACCGGAGUGAAUUUAAACUCAGAAAACACAGCCGCGCAUCUAUGAGGAAAUCUGCCGCUGGAAAUGCUUAA
Molecule: messenger RNA, 1305 nt
Organism: Oikopleura dioica
Lineage: Eukaryota; Metazoa; Chordata; Appendicularia; Copelata; Oikopleuridae
Source: the annotation of a GenBank genome assembly